Molecule: messenger RNA, 1374 nt
Organism: Penaeus monodon (black tiger shrimp)
Lineage: Eukaryota; Metazoa; Arthropoda; Malacostraca; Decapoda; Penaeidae
Product: CUB and peptidase domain-containing protein 2-like
Exons: 11
Coding region: 153-1136 (327 amino acids)
Biological process (GO): proteolysis
Molecular function (GO): serine-type endopeptidase activity
Source: RefSeq, a predicted model, not a curated record
GGCUCGGACAGGAUCCUGUCUUCACUUCCCAGCUCUCUUUGCCUCGAGGCGCACGCUCUCGUCUCCUGGGACUUCCUACUGAGCGCCUAAGCCUACUAAGGACUUCCUUCUGGGUGCUGAUCCUUUCAGGGACUUCCUCCUCCUCCUCCGAGAUGAAGACACAGGUCUUGAGGCUUUUGGUGGCAGUUUUAGCAGUCCUGGUCUCUGCCGCGGGGGCGUCUGCGAUCGCCGGCCAUCACGACUUCCAGCGCCGCAAUGGAACCAUUAUUCAGGAGCCGCGGGACAUGUCCAAGGAGCCAAAAUUAGUUCCUGACUGCGGGAGUAACCCGGUAGGCACUGGCGAUAUAACCUUACAGCCCGGAGAGAGCAUCAACCUCGCGUCUCCUAACUUCCCUGCUCCGUACGCGAGCAACUUGGAGAUGAUAUGGAAAAUCACGGCUCCUUCUUCUGACUAUCUGAAGAUCAACUGUGACAUCCAAGGAAUCCAGGGAAAGUGGACGUGCAGGAGAGGAGACAAGCUUAUUAUCAGAGAUGGAUGUUCGAGAGAAAGGGUAUGCUCCAGAACACCUACAGUAGAGAACAUAGAUACCUGUGCAACUAUAGCCAGAAUCGUUUUCCGGACAAACUACCUAGGGUCACUAGAUGGUUUCUGCUGUAGAGUGACUGCUGUCAAAAUAGGAACUGAAAGCACCGCAGCCGUCACCACAGACGGAAACACUCAAACUGACGCACCAAAUACUUGCCCAUGCGGUGUGCCCAACAGAAGCACGAGGAUUGUGGGCGGUGUGGUGACGGAGAUGAACGAGUACCCUUGGCUGGUCGGUCUGUCCCAAUCUAAUGAUAAUUCAAAUCAGCCCUUCUGUGGCGGAUCUGUCUACAACGAUCUGUGGGUGGUGACAGCCGCCCAUUGUGUUGAUGGUAGUAGCCCUUCUAGCAUCGAGGUUCUCUACAACAUGUGGGACUGGACAUCCACUGCGACACUGAUCAAAAGGACCGUUGCUCAAAUCAUCAUGCACCCGCAGUACAACAAUGCCACGAUUAACAACGACAUCGCCCUCAUUCGCGUCUCGUCACCUGUGAACCUCGACUUGCCUGGAAUCAUGCCGUAUGCCUCCAUCUUCCACGGACAAUUUUGAAACAAAAACGGAAUUGUCACUGGUUGGGGAACUUUGACACAUGGUGGUAGCCAGCCGGAUAAGAAUUACGAGGUCACAGUGCCCAUCAAAACAGACAGUGUAUGCACUGAUUCUUAUGGAAGCAAUUUCAUAGCCAAUACCAUGAUCUGUGCUGGUUUUCCCUCGGGAGGAUCCGACUCCUGCCAGGGCGAUAGUGGCGGUUCCCUCACAGUCGACGUUAAUGGCCAGCACACCUCGC